AUGCGCGCCCGCUUCCUUCCGCUACUAGCGCGGCAGUGGCAACAUCAGGGGAGCAGCUCAAGCGGUGCGAGGAGAGGCUGCUGCGGGCGCCACCAGUGCGGGGAGACGCGGAGGGGGCUAGCGACGGCGGCGGCGAGGUGGUGGCACGUCGGUAGGAGGGGGUUCGCGGCAUCGGCGGAGGCGGGUGCGAAGGGGGAGAUGGAGAGCACCAUGAAGGAGAUACGGGGAGGCGGGGCGCCGUGCGUGCUGGACAUGGACGACGCGGCGACGGUGGGCGGCGGCGUCGAGGACACCUACGGCGAGGACCGCGCCACCGAGGAGCAGCUCGUCACGCCGUGGACCGUCUCUGUCGCGAGUGGUUACAAUUUGUUGAGGGAUCCACGCUACAACAAGGGGCUUGCCUUCACAGAGAAGGAGCGCGAGACACACUACCUUCGUGGCCUUCUGCCACCAACCGUCAUAUCCCAGGAGCUGCAGGAGAGGAAGAUCAUGCAUAAUAUUCGCCAGUACCAGCUACCUCUGCAGCGUUACAUGGCUAUGAUGGACCUUCAAGAGGGGAAUGAGAGGCUUUUCUACAAGCUCCUCAUUGACAAUGUUGAGGAGCUGCUUCCUAUUGUGUACACUCCAACUGUUGGUGAGGCCUGCCAAAAGUACGGAUCUAUAUUUAGUCGUCCGCAGGGUCUUUACAUCAGCUUGAAAGAGAAGGGAAAGAUCCUUGAGGUGCUGAAGAACUGGCCUGAGAGGAGCAUUCAGGUUAUUGUCGUUACUGACGGUGAACGUAUUUUGGGGCUUGGAGAUCUUGGAUGCCAGGGAAUGGGGAUUCCUGUUGGUAAGCUUUCCCUUUACACUGCUCUAGGAGGGGUUCGUCCAUCUGCAUGCUUGCCAAUCACAUUGGAUGUUGGUACAAAUAAUGAGGAGCUUCUGAAUGAUGAAUUUUACAUUGGCUUGAGGCAAAGAAGGGCCAUUGGCCAGGAGUAUGCUGAUUUUCUGCAUGAAUUUAUGGCUGCUGUGAAGCAAAACUAUGGGGAGAAAGUUCUCAUUCAGUUUGAGGAUUUUGCAAACCACAAUGCCUUUGAUCUCCUUGCAAGAUAUGGAACAACCCACCUGGUAUUCAAUGAUGACAUUCAGGGAACAGCUUCGGUGGUCCUUGCUGGGCUUGUUGCAGCACUGAAAUUAGUUGGUGGUACAUUAGCAGAGCACACCUACCUGUUCUUGGGAGCUGGAGAGGCUGGGACAGGUAUUGCGGAGCUUAUAGCUCUUGAGAUGUCAAGACAGACAAAAACACCAAUAGACGAAUGCCGCAAGAAAAUCUGGCUUGUUGAUUCAAAGGGCCUGAUCGUCAGUGCGCGAAAGGAGUCCCUUCAACACUUCAAGAAACCAUGGGCUCAUGAGCAUGAGCAUGUCGGCAACCUCUUAGAUGCAGUGAAUGCUAUCAAACCAACAGUGUUGAUUGGCACAUCUGGAAAGGGGCAGACUUUCACACAGGAGGUUGUUGAAGCCAUUUCCUCAUUUAAUGAGAUGCCUAUCAUUCUUGCCCUGUCCAACCCAACGUCGCAGGCUGAGUGCACUGCUGAACAAGCUUACACAUGGAGCAAGGGUCGAGCAGUGUUUGCAACUGGAAGCCCAUUUGAUCCAGUGGAGUACAAUGGCAAGAUAUAUGUUCCUGGCCAGGCAAACAAUGCAUAUAUCUUUCCAGGGUUUGGCCUUGGGGUGGUGAUGUCUGGGGCAAUCCGUGUGCAUGAUGACAUGCUUCUUGCAGCAUCGGAGGCUCUGGCUCAGCAGGUCACACAGGAGAAUUUUGACAAGGGGCUCAUUUAUCCCCCCUUCUCAAAUAUCAGAAAGAUCUCUGCUCACAUCGCAGCCAACGUUGCAGCAAAGGCAUAUGAACUUGGUUUGGCGAGUAGGCGCCCUCGACCGAAGGACCUGGUCAAGUAUGCAGAGAGCUGCAUGUACAGCCCGAUUUACCGCAAUUACCGGUGA
Triticum turgidum subsp. durum (durum wheat) is the source of this 1980-nucleotide messenger RNA. The record is from the annotation of a GenBank genome assembly. NCBI's taxonomy places the organism in Eukaryota, Viridiplantae, Streptophyta, Magnoliopsida, Poales, Poaceae.